Messenger RNA from [Candida] anglica, 556 nucleotides. Lineage: Eukaryota; Fungi; Ascomycota; Pichiomycetes; Serinales; Debaryomycetaceae. The record is from the annotation of a GenBank genome assembly.
CUAAAACAGGGUACAUGACUUGAGGCGGGGGCAAACCACUGAUAGAUCCCCACCACAUUAAUUAGGUUUUGGUUUGCAUUUUUGUGUUGUAUAGGAUUCUUCGAUAAGGAAGGUGAUAAUGUAAAAUGUGUAUCAUGACCACUUCGAAAGGCGGCUUAAAGUUCUACAUAAAGGGAAAAUUUUCAAAGGGAAUUUGGUUUUACUCGACAAUGUGGAAAUGGCUAGAUUUAGAAAUAAUAUAGAAUUUACCACCAGGACCAUAAAACAUGAGAGGUUAUCUAAUUUGUCCUGCAUGCCUGGAAAAGUGCUGCAGCCUUUACUACUUAAAGGAGCAAAACUUACAGCAUAGAAUUGAUUCAUCUGAGGAUAUAUGAUUGUUCUUCCUCUAUGUCAGCUAUUCCCCCCGUCUUAUGCGUAUGCGCGCCAGGCUCUUCGAAUUAAUGGUUCCAUAUAUGUCUUAGGUUAUCUAUCACAUAUUCCCGUAGUGGCAAGUGUAGCUAGCAUACUAAUCCGGUGUGUUGCGUAAAGCCAUACACCCAGGCAUCGGUUUAUAAUA